This is a messenger RNA of Pyricularia grisea, 1095 nucleotides long. RefSeq lists its product as uncharacterized. NCBI's taxonomy places the organism in Eukaryota, Fungi, Ascomycota, Sordariomycetes, Magnaporthales, Pyriculariaceae. The transcript is spliced from 3 exons. Bases 1 to 1095 code for a protein of 364 amino acids. The record is from RefSeq and is a predicted model, not a curated record.
AUGAUUUGCGCAGCCGCGGGAGAUCACCACCACAGUGGCCGUAAUGGCCUGUGGAAGACCGAAAAACAGGGCGAGCAGCAGCGGCAGCACCACUACCAAGCCGCAGCCACCUCCACUGGGCGCUUACUAAUGAACGUGCUGAUGCUGCGCCGCCGAACGCUGAGCUCCACCGCUGAGACUGCUAUUACCGCUACCACCACCACCACCGUCGGCACUACGGCCUCGGAGCCCCUGACGUCGCCAAUUGAGCUAGCGUCGUACCCCAAGAAAAAAGCAUCACCGUCGUCACGGACCGACGCCGCCGCCGCUUGGGAAAAAGACUUUUCGGCCGCCACCUCGACGGCACGAUCGGAUCCAAGCCGACAAAAUAUUAAUCACUAUAACUGCCCACCGCGUGACGCGACUGCCGCCAUCUGGCAUUCCAACUCCACCACGGCCUCCCGCCGCCGCCGCGCGCCCUCAACCCCGGCCCGCUCGCUGUCUACGCCCCCGGUUGCCACCGAGCCGGUAGACCGCACCGCGCGCUCUGCGUCCCUCGAUUCGUCGGAGCGCAGACGACUCCGCUCCGCCACCACCGGCGGUGGCCGACCGAGUGCCGGACGUGCUGCUCCUUCUUCUUCUACCUCUAAGCCUAGGCCGUCUGGGCACGAGAGGAGGGUGACCGAGACGGCGGCACACGCCUCCCGUGUCAAGAUCCGACGCUUGAUUGUCACGGGCGGCGUGGCUGCCAUUGUCUUUGUCGGGAGCAUCUACGGCGCCGGGCUCAAGAUCCAAGGCGAGGCCAAGUCUGAGAGAAAAGCAUUUGUGGAAGCCUCGUUAGAAGAGCAGAUUGCCGUACUCGAGGAGCGCAGACAAUUCUUGGUGAACCAGCGCGCUCCUUUUGAGAGGAAGCUGGUCAGGUUGCAUGAACGCAUGGCCGCGAAGAAAGCGGAGGAGCAGAAGCACACCGGACAGCCGAUGGAGGUUAAGCCAGACACGAGGCCGGUACAGAGCACAGAUAAAUUUACAGAGGCAAGCAGUACGACAGGUAUGAAAAAUGAUAGUGAUAAUAAUCAGGUCAACAAAAGUGGCUCGAGCUGGCGGCCAUUUUCUUAG